AAUAAACAGCACAUAGACAUUUCUUCUUCAUCUUCAUCUUCUUUUUUCUCCUGCAUCAUCUUCUUCUUGAUGAUGGACUGCUCAAUUUGCAGUGCAGUGCCCUUCAUUCUAAGGCCUCCGAGGAAUACAAUAUGUGCAGCUUGCUAUGAGAGUGCCAGAAGCAUAGUUGCAUUCAUCAACAAGCUUGAAAACGAUAAGGGAUUCGAUAAAUCCAAUAACUCCAUUGUCUCUCCUGCAAAUUCCUCCAAGGGAUUUUCAAAUGCUUUGAAAUGGGUGAAGGAAAUGAAAGAGAUAGAAGAGGAGCUUAACGAGAAAUUGAGCUUUCUUGGAGGAUUUGCUGCUGCUUUCAGAGACCAAAUUCACACUGAUAUUGAAGUCAAGCCAGGCCACAAUGGACCUUCUCUAUUUGCACAUAGAGCAUUAUUGGCAGCAAGGUCAGAGAUCUUCAAGAACAUGCUGGACUCAGAUGGAUGCAAAGCUGCACCAAGUAACACCAUAACACUCCCGGAAUUGAACCAUGAAGAGCUUGACUCUCUCCUUGAGUUCCUCUACAGUGGAAGCCUGCCUGCAGACAAGGUGGAGAAGCAUGUCUACUCAUUAUCACUGGCCGCAGACAAGUAUGAAAUCCCAUUCUUGCAGAAGUUCUGCGAGCAGCGAAUGCUAGGAUCCUUGAGCUCAUCCAGCGCUCUCGAUGUUCUAGAGAUAUCCGACGCAUGUUCUAGCCAGACAGUGAAGGAGACAGCCUUGAAUUACAUCGUUAAAAACAUGGAGGACAUAGUUUUUUCAACUAGGUAUGAAUCAUUUGCCCUCAAGAACCCACAUCUGUGUGUACAGAUCACAAGGGCAUCGUUCAUGGAUGCUAAAAACCGAAAAAAUGGGGUUUGAGGGCAGUGGAUGGAAUCAAGUAAAAAGCUUAUUAAAGACAGAUGAGGAAUCUUUUUAUGCAUAGAUUAAUAUGAAUUCUUACAAGAAACUUACACAAGAGAUUCAUAUAUGAAUUUUAUACUUAGAAUUUUUUAA
Messenger RNA from Vitis vinifera (wine grape), 1020 nucleotides. RefSeq names its product BTB/POZ domain-containing protein At3g56230. The transcript has 3 exons. Gene Ontology annotation, molecular function: protein binding. The record is from RefSeq and is a predicted model, not a curated record. NCBI's taxonomy places the organism in Eukaryota, Viridiplantae, Streptophyta, Magnoliopsida, Vitales, Vitaceae. The coding region runs from base 70 to 885 and encodes 271 amino acids.